GACGAUUCCGGGCGCUUCCUUCCCUUCUAGAAGGAGCGUGGUGAAGAUGGCGGCGCAGAAGUCGGUGCCGAGUGAUCUAUUUAAAUGCGUAUAUUCAUUUCUGCUGGAAAACAAGUUUACCAAGGCGGCUGAGCAGUUCCUGAAGCAGACUAAAGUCAAUCCACAAGAUCAAAAUGAAGAAAGCCUCGUCAACAUCUACAACUUCUGGGUGAAGUCUCCUGAAGCCAAGAAACGAAAAGCACCCAUUAAUGCUGAAGCUACAAACGGUCCAUCAGCUAAGAAAGCAAAAACCAGUCCAGAAAGCUCCAGUAGCGAAGAGUCAAGCAGUGAGGAUGAAAAAGCUCCUGCAAAACCAACUACGGCAGCUCCAGCAGCCAAAACAGUGCCUGCUAAAGCAGCAGCAGCUGCUAAAGCUGCAUCCAGCAGCAGCGAAGACUCAAGUGACUCUGAAGAGGAGAAGGCUCCUCCAAAGGCUCCUGUAAAGGCUCCUGUGAAGCAACCUCCUGCUGCUGCAGCAGGCAGCAAAAGGAAAAAGGACAGCAGCUCUAGCAGUGAAGAAUCUGACUCUGAGGAUGAACAGCCUGCCAAAGCUGCUGCACCAAAACCCAAAGCCGGUGCAGCCACUACGCCAAAAGCAGCUGCUCCUGCCAAGGGUGCAGCUCAGAAGAAGCAGGAGAGCAGCAGCAGUGAAGACAGCUCCUCAGAUUCUGAAGAUGAAAAAUCAGCCAAGGCUCCAGUCAAACCUGCCCCCGUAAAGAAGACAGCAGCUCCAACUCCUGCUGCUGCUGAAUCAAGCAGUGAAGAGUCCUCAUCUGAAGAUGAGGCUCCUCCCAGCAAAAAACCCAAAGCAGGAGCGUACAGCGCAGUUCCACCUCCUGCUUCAAUCCAGAAAGCUCCUGCUGCACCAGCAGCCAGCAAGGCCAAGGAGAGUGACUCUUCAGACAGCAGUGAUGACAGCAGUGAUGAGGAUGAGAAGAAGAAAGCAGCUGCCAAACCUGCACCUGUAAAAGUGACUAAUGCCAAACCUGCUGUGUCCAAACCCGCUGCAAAGAAGCAGGAGUCCAGCUCUGAGAGCUCCGAUUCGAGCUCAGAUGAAGAGGAGGCCAAGAAGCCUGCAGCCAAGGUCACUCCAGCAAAGGCAGCCCCAGUCAAACCUGCCCCAGCUAAGGCUGCACCUGCUAAGGCUGCACCUGCUAAAGAAGACGACUCAGAUGAAGACUCAAGUUCAGAGGAGGAAGAAGAGGUGAAGAAACCUGCAGCAAAGGUGACACCUGCUAAACCCACGCCUGCCAAGACUACCCCAGCUAAGAAGGACGAGUCCUCAAGCUCAGACUCAGACAGCAGCUCUGAAGACGAGGCUCCAGCAAAACCUUCCGCUAAAACUGCAGCUCCACCACCAGCUGCUGCUUCUAAAGCCCCAGCCAAGGCAGCAGAGACCAGCUCUGAUUCAGACGACUCGUCCGAGGAUGAGGAGGAACCAGUGAAAGCCAAGCCAGCAGCUAAAACUGCUACCCCAGCUUCAAAGCCUGCUACCCCUGUUGUAAAACCUCCUGCAGCAGCAGAGAGCAGCUCAGACUCUGAUUCUUCGUCUGAAGACGAAGAGCCAGCUAAGGCCAAGGCAACAGCAGUUAAACCUGCUACACUGGCCUCAAAGCCUGCUACUCCUGCAGCCAAGCCUGCUGCUGCAGCAGAAAGCAGCUCAGACUCUGAUUCCUCCUCUGAGGAUGAAGAAGCGCCAGCUAAAGCCAAGCCAACAGCAGCCAAACCAACUACCCCAGCUUCAAAGCCUGCUACUCCUGCAGCCAAGCCUGCUGCAGCUGAAAGCAGCUCAGACUCUGAUUCCUCCUCUGAAGACGAAGAGCCAGCUAAGACCAAGGCACCAGCAGCUAAACCUACUACACCGGCCUCAAAGCUGGCUACUCCUGCAGCUAAGCCUGCUGCAGCAGCAGAAAGCAGCUCAGAAUCUGACUCCUCUUCUGAGGAUGAAGAACCUGUCAAGGCUAAACCUGCUGCGGGUAAAGCAGCUACCCCAGCCUCAAAGCCUGCUACACCUGCAGCUAAGCCUGCUGCAGCAGAGAGCAGCUCUGAGUCCUCUUCUGAGGAUGAGGAAGAACCAGUGAAAGCCAAGCCGGCAGCAGCAGCUAAACCAGCUACUCCUGCUUCAAAGCCUGUUUCAGGUGCAGCAGCAGAAAGCAGCUCUGACAGUGACAGUUCAGACUCUGAGGAUGAACCAACCAAACCUGCAGUCAAGAAACAAGCCCCUGCAGCAGCCAAGAAACCUGCAGCUGCUAGCGCCACAAAGUCUCCUGCAGCUACAACAAAGAAAGCUGAGGAGAGCAGCUCUGACUCCUCAGAUAGCUCUGAUUCAGAGACGGACACCGCCCCUGCUAAGCCUGCUGUCACCAACGGCAAGGCAGCAACCCCCAAGACGGCCACUGCAGCAGCAAAGGUUGCAGCAAAGCCAGCAGAGUCGUCAUCCAGUGACAGCAGCUCUGAAGAGGAGGAAGAGGCCAGUAAGAGUACUGCAAAACCUCCUGCACCGGCCAAGACAACCCGAGCAGCUAAACCUAAAGAGAGCAGUAGCAGCUCCUCAGACAGUUCAUCAGAUGAGGAGGAAGCACCGCGCAAAGCAGCCACUGCACCCACCACCCCCACAACAAAUAGUACCAAGGGAAAGAGAAAAAAGGAUGAAGACUCAUCACAAAGCGAAGAGGAAGAGACGGAAGUUAAGACACCAAAAAACAAGAAAGCAACAACCACACCACAGACUUUCCCAAAAGCCAGUAAGAAGUCUUCCAACGUACCCUUUCGCAGAAUAGUUGAGGAACAAAUAGAUGUGGAUCCCCGUCUUGCAGACAAUUCUUUUGAUGCCAAGCUCGGAGCGAAUGGGGACUGGGGCCAGAAAGCCAACGACGUGCUCAGGUUCACAAAAGGCAAGUCAUUCCGCCAUGAAAAGACGAAGAAGAAGAGAGGAAGCUACCGUGGUGGAGCCAUCUCCACAACAAUCAACUCAAUCAAGUUUGACAGUGACUGAGUGACCUUCUCAGUCUUGUCCCUCCCACUUGAACUGUACCGUACCUGUGUGGUCAGGAAUAUCAGUUUUCAGCCCCCACCCUCCUGUAAACAGUCUCUCUGCCGGCACCAGACAGAAGAAUGGAUCCAUAGAGCUGAGCUGGCACUUUCAUUUAGCGUGCUGUUAGUCUGCAAUGAAGACUGAUGGCUGAUUUGAAUUAACAGUUUAGCGGAGCUGUUGCAGCCAGUAAAAUAUGUUCCCAGCUGUCACAUCAGGCUGUAGUGGUCGACAUCCAUGUGACAUUAUUACUUAUAGCCACUAGGUGGCUGCAGGCCAUCAGCUAAUGCUAAAAAGCCAGUGUGUGUGUUGGGCCCUUUUGCUUGUUUUGACUUAAUUCUCAAAUGAUGAUGUGAUGUCCUGUCAUUGUUUUGUAACAUUAAUUUUUGUUUACCUAUAGAUAACUGACAGCCAUCCAUCGUGACAGGUUCUUUAUGUGAAAGAAAACGCUAUUGAUUUUUAACGGAUCACAUGGAUGCUUGCUUGUUUUGUCAGCUCUUCUUUGACCACAUUUAUAUGUAGUAAGGGUGUGUCUGGGCUUUUCUCUUAACAUUACAAGAAAACACUGUUGGACAGAGCAGAGUUUUGUACUGUGUAUUUAUUAUGUUUUAUUCCAUUUCAAAGUUUAGGACCUAAGGAGCCUUUUCUGUACUAUUCUCAAGGAAUUUUGCUUUUAAAUCAUUGUUUCUUCUGAUGUUGGGGUGCUCUUAUCAUCCCUCUAUUCUGUUCAUCAGUGGUAUUGACUUUAUUAUUCACAAACAUAACUGAGAGCCAUGUUUGUUUCAGUGAUUUGAAUUUACUGUAUUGAUUUCCGUGUACCACUGAUCUAUUUUUUUUUUUAUUCUAGCAAUUAAAAAUACCUAACAGUUUAAA
Amphiprion ocellaris (clown anemonefish) is the source of this 3943-nucleotide messenger RNA. It is a transcript of the gene nolc1, whose product is annotated as nucleolar and coiled-body phosphoprotein 1. Gene Ontology annotation, molecular function: protein binding. The record is from RefSeq and is a predicted model, not a curated record. NCBI's taxonomy places the organism in Eukaryota, Metazoa, Chordata, Actinopteri, Pomacentridae. The transcript is spliced from 14 exons. Gene Ontology annotation, cellular component: nucleoplasm; nucleolus. The coding region runs from base 47 to 3034 and encodes 995 amino acids.